Molecule: messenger RNA, 690 nt
Organism: Aphidius gifuensis
Lineage: Eukaryota; Metazoa; Arthropoda; Insecta; Hymenoptera; Braconidae
Exons: 2
Coding region: 1-690 (229 amino acids)
Biological process (GO): DNA integration
Molecular function (GO): nucleic acid binding
Source: RefSeq, a predicted model, not a curated record
AUGGAUCAUCAAAAAGCAGCAGUUGCUCAUGAGCUACACAGUCUUGCUCGAAGAAAUUAUACGGGUCGUCAUGUUGAUAUUAGAGGAUUGGAUGAAACUUGGCAGGCGGAUCUUGUUGAUAUGCAAGCAUCUGUUAAUCGCAACUAUAAAUAUUUGCUCACAAUUAUUGAUGUAUUUUCGAAAUUUGCAUGGGCUAUAACAAUGAAAUCAAAAACUGGAAAAGAUGUAACAGCAGCCAUAAAAUCUGUUUUAGAAAAAGAACGAAUUCUAAAAAAUUUAUAUGUCGAUCAAGGAAAAGAAUUUUACAACAAGGAAUUUGAAGCUCUCAUGCGAAAAUAUAAAAUAAACAUGUAUUCAACAUAUAGUAAUCUCAAAGCAUCAAUUGUCGAACGUUUCAAUAGAACACUAAGGAAUAAAAUGUGGGAAAAAUUUACUUAUCAAGGAUCCUACAAGUGUUAUACACCAAACUUUACAACGGAAGUUUUUACAAUCAAGGAAGUGAAAAAUACGGAUCCAGUCACAUAUAAACUCAUCGAUUAUGAAGACCAUCCAAUUGAAGGAGGAUUCUAUGAAGAAGAAUUAACAAAAGUUAAAUAUCCUGAUAUUUAUUUGAUUGAAAAGAUAGUGAAAAAACGUGGCGAUAAAUUGUAUGUGAAAUGGUUAGGAUUUGAUGACACACACAAUAGUUAG